Cannabis sativa is the source of this 2033-nucleotide messenger RNA. RefSeq lists its product as uncharacterized. The coding region runs from base 28 to 519 and encodes 163 amino acids. The record is from RefSeq and is a predicted model, not a curated record. The transcript has 2 exons. Gene Ontology annotation, biological process: proteolysis. Lineage: Eukaryota; Viridiplantae; Streptophyta; Magnoliopsida; Rosales; Cannabaceae. Gene Ontology annotation, molecular function: cysteine-type peptidase activity.
AUUGCUGAUUAUAUCAGAGGUAGAAAAAUGUUAUGUGGUUCCCCUUGGCAUUUGUGCGAUCAUGUUUUGUUUAUCAUCCAUAUGGAGACUGAAUCACAUUGGAUUCUUGGUCGAUUGAAUAUUGAGGAAAGGCGUAUGUACAUGUACAACUCCUUGUCGACUGCUAUGAAAGAUAGUGCUGCUAUCAAAGCUUGUCAGCCAUUUGCGGUGUUGUUGCCCCACUUUUUUGCUUUGUUUGAUGAGUUCAAAAAGGAAAACAAACCGGUUUGUUUAGACCCUUUCGAAGUUGUUAAGGUUGAUGGUUUGCCUCAACAAACCUCGAAUGACUGUGGUUGUUUCGUUGCAUCGUUUGCCGAAUACUUCAUUGAUAUGAAACCGAUUCCUCCCAUAUUUGAUGUUGAGAAACACCGUGAUAGGCUUGCUGUGUUGUUCUAUAAGUAUGCUCGCAUGAAAGAAUUGGAUUUUAUUGAUAGUGAAGAUGAGGCUCCUCCAAAGGGUCCAAAGAAGAAUUUGUCUUAGUUAUCUAUUGGUUGUUGUUGGAAAUACUACUUUUUUUAUUUAGCUUUUGUUUUUUCUAUUACCUGAUUAUGUUCAUAAUCAUAGACAAGUUGUUGUUUCUAUAAUGUUUUUUUCUUUAUUGGAAUUGGUUUUUUAUUUGUUCAUAUUUUUGGAUUUUUAAUUUUUAUAUUUACUUUAACUCAUGACAGCAUACUAUUAACAACCUUAUUACAACCAUCGGACAAACAACUAAAUUGCAUUUUAAUCACUUUAUGUAGUUUUUUUUCCUUCUUAUUAAUUUCAACCUUCUUCCACUCAUUUAAUUAUUUAACUAUAAUAUUUGAUGUUCUUUUGUAUAUUAAUGAUAAUAAUACCAAUUCCAUAUUAUCAAUAUCUCUCCACAUAAAAAAUCACAAUAAAAAAAAUGUAUGUAACAACCAAUCGUAAUAUGCAGUAUGUGUUUUCUAAAUGUUUUAAUAUAGUUGUUUUUGGGUUGAUGUGUAGUUGUUUCCACUUCUAUGUUGUAAUUCUUCUGCAGGUCUUUUUGUUAUGUCCCUUUUGUCCACACUUGCCACACUUGUUUUGUUUCUUUGUUUCCCAAGCUGCUGCCAUUCUUCUUUUCCUCGGCCUUCCAGACUUGAUUCUCUCCUUUGGAGGCAACACUAUGAUGUCUUCAAAAAAUUCUGAAAGUUCCCAUUCUCUUACGUUUCCAACUGGGUAUACUGUUUCUUCAUAUGUUUGCAGCCAUGCUUUUGAUGUGUAGUAUUGUGCACAGUAGUUGUAUGUGUUUAUGUUCAAGUCCUUCAUGACGGCGACUGCAUGGUUACAUGGCAUUUCAUCUUUUUGAAAUCUAUUGCAUGUGCACGUCUUCUCCUUCAAGUUUACUAUUCUUGUUCUGUCUUCAUCUAUCACCUCAAACAUGUUUUGGUUUGCUGGUUUCACCUGCAUGUUUUAAACCAACUUUAAAACAAAAAAAAACUAUGCAAAAACAACUGUUUUCAUUUUACUUUAUGCGAAUGAUAAUCUCAACUUACUGUUAGUCGCAAUGACUGUACAUAGUUCCCUAUGAGUUUUUUCUCAGAUGAUGGUGUCAGCCUUGUUGUGCAUUUUUGUGCCUCCUUUCUAUUAUUGUAUGUCCACUCUUGCAUUUGUGCCCUCAAGCACUCCAUUAAUGUUGUCACUGGUGUUUCCCUUGCUGCUAAAUUUGCUGAGUUCAGUGCCUCAUCUAUGUUUGAUGUCAUGGUAGAGUACCUAUAAUUUGGACAGUUUCUAUCAUAGUUACACUUUUGAAAAAAAACUCAAACGCAACGCAAAAACAACGCAAACACAACGCUUUAAAUAUCUGAAUAUAUCAUUAAUUUUAUCCUUCUUAUUAGUUUUCACCUGUUGUUUUCUGAAUGAUACCUUGACCAUUUUUCAUGGCCAAUUUUUUCCAGGUACGGUCUUAUGCGCUUAUCCAAGUUGUCUAGCUCCCUCAUAUGGAAUUCAAACUCCAUUUCUGUGUAAGCUUUUGCAGCUGCCAAGAAUGGCACUCU